Molecule: messenger RNA, 4293 nt
Organism: Durusdinium trenchii
Lineage: Eukaryota; Dinophyceae; Suessiales; Symbiodiniaceae
Source: the annotation of a GenBank genome assembly
AUGGAGUUGGCUGCAAGUCAGCAAACACCAGCGCAGUCAAUUGCGACCAUUUGGGAUGCUGGAAGUUCCUUUGCCGAGCGACUCUGUGCUGGAGCCACUGACCAUGCUCGCCGCUUUGGUAUGAAGGUCGUGGAUGCAACAGGGAUCGCUGACCAGGCAAUGAUGCCACAUAUGCGGCAGCUGAAAGCGAUGGGUCCAGAUUUGCUCGUCGGCUGUGGCAACCUCCGAAGUGCAGAGCAAAUCCUCAUCUCUGCCAGCUCCCUGAGUUUUGUCCCUUUUGGACUCGUUCUGACCGCAGUGUCCAGCAGGGAUGCGGUGCGCUCUGUAGGCGCUCAUCUCGCGAACUACGUCAUGAGUCCAUUGGUUUGGGAGCCUUCUGACUCUGUGAAGUGCCCAGUGUUUGGCUCCGCACGCGACUUUGCUACAGCUUAUCGUGCAAAGUUCAACGAGGAGCCCCUCCCAGAAAGUGCAGCGGCAGCUGCUGGAGGAAUUGCAUUGCUUGCAGCCAUUCAAGCAGUGAGCAGCCUGGAGCAGAAUGCAGUUCGACAGGCGUUGCUUUCCUUAUCGUUGCAAACCUGCUAUGGGCAGCUGUCCUUCGACAGCAAUGGUACUCGGACAAGUGCUGAAACCUUGACUCAACAGGUUCAGCCUCUUGGAAAGGACAAAGGUACCAUGGACCGUUGGACGACCGCAGACAUCGUCACAUUAGGUGGAACACAUGCACUGAGUGGCUGGCCCUUGCCUACCUGGGUCCAGAAAGAGAUUGACGUCUACCCCUGCAUCCCGGGGGAGGCUGUAGUGCUGGACAAUAGCGGCAACGUAUCGACCUGCAAGCAGUGCCCACCGGGCCAGUACCGCACUCCGCGCUCCGUAGAAUGCGAGGAGUGCGUUCCGGGUACGUAUGGCACUGCGUCGGGAAUGAGCCAAUGUGACAUUUGCCCUUCUGGUGCAGACUGCCCAGGCAACACACAGGUUUUCGCAAAAGCGGGCUUUUACCGCCUCCCAUCCGCUUCUCAAUCCGGCACCUUCGUUGAGUGCAAUCCUCGGGAGCUUUGCCUUGGAAAGAACCAGUGCAACGAGGCACAUCAAGGCAUUUUGUGUCAACAUUGCGAGCCUGGCUACUCGCUACCGCUUUGGGGCCUGAAGCGCCACUUGUGUAUGAAAUGCCCAGAUCAAAAUGUCGCUGUUGGCAGCGUCGUUCUUACCGUCUUCCUGUACGUUCUCUACAUUUGGCUGAUCGUGAAGGGCACGAGGUCUGCCUCGCAAUCUGUGCGGGCGAUCCAUUCCGUGAUCCUGAAGAUUGGUGUCAACUACUUGCAAUUCGCGGGAACCGCGUUCGAGGCCACCGAAUUCAAAGUGAUGGUGGUGACCAUCUGCGGAGAAGGUGCAGCAUAUUUGCUUCCAUUCAUUGAGAUGCCUGAGCGGCUGCAGUAUCCCUUCACUGCAUUGAUGAGUCUGGACUGCAUCCUUCCGGAGGGCAGUGGGAUUCGUCCUUAUCAAGUGGAAAUCACGGUCGGCCUCAUCUUGAUGCCAGCAGCAUUCUUUAUCAUGACGCUCUUCGCAGCAAUCCGGAAGGAUUGCAUUGGAGUGUUGGGCCCUUGGCUUCGGCAGAAAUGGGUUGACUACAGGGAGCAAUGUAGAGCCCGCACUCUUGAGCAAGAAGCAGUUGAGGAGUCAACCCCGCAGGACCUCGACAUUCUCAGCAGGGUGCCGCAGCGAAUAGGGAACGGUUCCGUGGCUUCGCCGCACUCGGGCAUGUCUCCGUGCUUCAAGGACGGAUCACCAACCUUUUCGCCACAACGACGCUUCACAGGUGGAGAUUUUACACCAAUGUCGGCCUACGGAUUGAGCUCUCCGUGGAACAAGCACCGUUCUGAAGAGGACUCCCCAUCUCCAACACGCUCUCAGCGUCACACGCAGGUCUUUGUGAACAGCGUGGCUACUCGCUUCGUGAACUCGGUGAUUGUGAUGAGCUUCAUUUUGCAUCCUGUGGUGGUCAGGAUCUUGGUCGUUGGCUUCGAGUGCGAGGAGCUUGAUGUACUUCGUCACAGACGGGACUUCAGCGUGGAGUGCAACUCUGAUGGUCACAGGCCAUGGCUCUGUCUCAGUACCGUCGGCCUGGUGAUUUUUGGGCUCGGAGUACCUGUGUCCCUCUUCAUUGCACUGUGCAGAGUACGGAAGCACCUCUACCGCCCGGAAAUUCGGAAGCGCUACGGGUUUCUUUACAAUGGGUUUGAGCUGAAGUAUUACUACUUCGAGUCUGUCUACAUGUUUCGGAAGGUGAUGAUUUUGCUUUUCUUCACCGCUCCCACAAUGUAUGUGCGGAUGGUCUUGAUGCUGUUCACAUCCUUCGGCUUUAUUUUGCUCCAUGUCUAUACUGGACCUUUCGACAACCGCAGCUACAUGUGUUUGGACCGGCUUGAAGCUCUGAGCUUGACUGCAUUGACGGCAACAGUCUCUUCCCGUCUGAUUUUUGACAUUCGUCAGGAACUGUCCGGAGAGUUCUUCGAGGAAAUCGUCAAUCAUUGGACCAUGGACAUUCUACUUGUGGCUGGGCCUUUGCUAACCCAUGCGGCCUUUUUGUGGUGCGCAAUUUGGAGUUUGUUCAGGAACACGGUCCUGAAGCAUCUGAAUUUGAAAGCUGACAUUUGGCCAGAGCGCAUGUCACGGUUUCAGAAAUGCCUGCUGGCGCUGGAGAGACACAAGCAAAAGGCCUUCUUCGAUGAAGAUCAGGACGGUCUUUGGCUGGACACUGGCAAUCUUAGCAAGCAGGAGAAGGACUACCUCUUUGUUGCCAUGUGCGACACGCUCCACAGAUACAUGGACACCGACCAACGGAUUCAUCCUGGUGACAUGGCAGCAGCUGUCAGGGAAGCCCUGAAUCGGUGCCGCUGUGCACGCCGGAAGCGGGCUGUUCGCUUGGAGCAAUUGGAUAGGACUGACUUGGGGAACGUGGCAAUGCUCCUACGUCCCGACUCAGCUCCUUUGACGGUGGAGCAUGUUUGUCGUUUGGUGGAUGAAGGGCUGUACAAUGGCUGUUACUUUUAUCGUUCAGACUUUGUAUUGCAGUGGGGCCUUUGGCUGCCAAAUGAGACGGAGGUGAAGAAUCCUUAUCCAGACAUUGCAGCAAAUGAAACUGACAGCGGGACAUUCCUUUCCAAUCGACCUGGAACAGUUGCUAUUGCUCAUGGAAUUGGCGUCAAUGGUAACUCUGACAUUUUCAUCAAUCUGCAGGACAAUGACUACUUGGACACCAUGUCUUUGGGUUUUUGUGUCUUUGCAGAGCUUGACGCGAAGAGCCGUCGAGUUGUCAAGGAUCUGGCAGAAGCAGUUGUGAAUGGCCUGAAACCAGUCAUUUGGCAGGCUUCUAUUGAGAGCCAACUCCAGAAGAAAGAGAAGCUUCUUGAAGAGUCGGUGAUCGACGGGAGCGCCGAGUCCGUGGAUUGCCCAAAAAGGCCAGAGACACCGAAGUCCCUUGGCCGAGCGCUGCAUAUGGAACUGGAGAAAACGCAGGAGUUUCUACCGGAAGAGUUUUUCGACGCGCUCAUGCCGGUUUGGCAGGAGAUCACAGAAGGUCAAGGGCCACGAUAUUCUCCGCCUGAGUGCCAGUGCAAUGCAACAUCUUUGGCACAGCAGAUGAUGUACGCUCCAGUAAGACCUCGUUUGCGUGUACGACUGCAAGGGGUGAAGGAUGAGGAAGAGGAAGACGAUUUGGAAAGAGCUGAGGGUGGCAGCUUGCAUGGGAGCAGCCUUCGCCUAGAGGCUUUGCUCGGCAGGGGACAACUGCCAGCGGCUCGUGCGGAGUCUGGACCGCUUGAGGUCUUCUUAUCGCGCGCUCAGUCUGGAUGUAGGGUGGAUCUUCCUGAUCUGAUUCAAGCCCAUGAUGAGCUGUUGGCCGAAAAUCUCGAGCUUCGCAAAGAGAACGAGGUGCUCCGCUGUCAAGUGGAAUCUCCGAGCAAGAGGCCACCAAGUGGGUUCGCCAGUCCAAAGUCGUGCAGACAGAACUCUCCUGCUCCGGGAUCAAGUAUGUCUCCCUCAAAGCAGGUGAGGUCACCACUGCCAGAGGGGGAACCAGUGCCAGAGGCAGCAGCAGCAGAGGCUGUGGUUGCGGAAUUUGCAGAUGAGUUGGCACAGGAAAUUGAAGCACGCUCCACUUGGAGAGAUGUAUCCCCCAUAAGCCCGACGAGCAUCCUCAAUGUGGCCACAGCGGCAUUUUCUGCGGUGAGGGGCAGCUUAAGCCCCUCAAAUAGCCCGGCAAGGCCACCGAAGCUUUGGUGCCGAUCUUUGAAGUAG